CUUAUACAGAAUACCUUAUAGAGAGACCUUAUACAGAAUACCUUAUAGAGAGACCUUAUACAGAAUACCUUAUAGAGAGACAUUAUACAGAAUACCUUAUAGAGAGACCUUAUACAGAAUACCUUAUAGAGAGACCUUAUACAGAAUACCUUAUAGAGAGACCUUAUACAGAAUACCUUAUAGAGAGACCUUAUACAGAAUACCUUAUAGAGAGACAUUAUACAGAAUACCUUAUAGAGAGACAUUAUACAGAAUACCUUAUAGAGAGACCUUAUACAGAAUACCUUAUAGAAACCUUAUACAUAAUACCUUAUAGAGAGACAUUAUACAGAAUACCUUAUAGAGAGACCUUAUACAGAAUACUUAUAGAGAGACAUUAUACAGAAUACUUUAUAGAGGGACAUUAUACAGACUACCUUAUAGAGAGACAUUAUACAGAAUACCUUACAGAGAGACCUUAUACAGAACACCUUAUAGAGAUACCUGAUACAGAAUACCUUAUAGAGAGACAUAAUACAGAAUACUUUAUAGAGGGACAUUAUACAGAAUACCUUAUAGAGAGACCUUAUACAGAAUACCUUAUUGAGACCUUAUACAUAAUACCUUAUAGAGAGACAUUGUACAGAAUACUUUAUAGAGAGACAUCAUACAGAAUACCUUAUAGAGAGACCUUAUACAGAAUACCUUAUAGAGAGACCUUAUACAGAAUACCUUAUAGAGAGACCUUAUGCAGAAUACCUUAUAGAUAG
Molecule: messenger RNA, 749 nt
Organism: Owenia fusiformis
Lineage: Eukaryota; Metazoa; Annelida; Polychaeta; Sabellida; Oweniidae
Source: the annotation of a GenBank genome assembly